UUUUGCAGCCUGCCGGUUGCCUCAGUCCAGGCUAGGAGCUGGCAAUCUCCUUUGUAGUUUCAGGAGCAGUUUUGUUGCCAUGGAGGCCACAUUCUGAUUUGAGGAAUGUAAAGGUAACCCUUUGCUUUUAGUUCCAAAGAUCUGCCCCAAAGAUAGGCUGUUGCUCUUCUUCUGGAAAAGCCUGAUUGGUAGGUUUCCUCCAAGCGCUCAGUCUGAAGUGCUUUAUCCUAUCCCGUCACCAACUUCAAAACUCAAGCUCUCCCAGGGCCUCUGGAAGGGAGUCUGGGGCUUCCAUCGAUUUCCCACAAAUGGCUGAUCCUGGAGGUGGUGCUGUUUGCAAUGGGACGCUUCACAAUCAGAGUGCCGCCGCCGACUGUCACGGGGGAAACUGCUGGAAGAACGGGGUGGUGAAAGAAGCCCAGCAAAAUGGAAAUUCAAAUUUUUGCAAGCCAUUUGUGGAAUCCUUUGAGGAAGCACCUCUUCAUGUUAUGGUUUUCACUUACUUGGGAUAUGGAAUUGGAACGCUGUUUGGCUAUCUCAGGGACUUUCUGAGGAACUCGGGAAUAGAAAAAUGCAAUGCAGCCGUGGAGAGAGAAGAACAAAAGGACUUUGUGCCACUAUAUCAAAACUUUGAGAAUUUUUAUACGCGGAACCUUUACAUGAGAAUCAGAGACAACUGGAAUCGGCCCAUCUGCAGUGCCCCGGGAGCUGUGUUCGAUGUGAUGGAAAGGGUGACAGAUGACUACAACUGGACAUUUAGGUUUACUGGAAGAGUCAUCAAAGAUGUCAUCAAUAUGGGCUCCUAUAACUUCCUUGGCCUGGCAGCCAAGUACGAUGAAUCCAUGAGGACAGUAAAGGAGGUUUUAGAGAUAUAUGGCCUAGGCGUGGGCAGCACGAGACAGGAAAUGGGAACCUUGGAUAAGCAUAAAGAGCUGGAGGAUCUCGUGGCUAAGUUCCUGAAUGUGGAAGAUGCUAUGGUAUUUGGGAUGGGAUUUGCGACAAACUCAAUGAAUAUCCCUGCACUCGUUGGAAAGGGAUGCCUCAUUUUGAGCGAUGAGUUAAACCAUGCAUCUCUAGUGCUUGGGGCCCGACUCUCAGGCGCGACCAUAAGGAUCUUCAAACACAACAACAUGCAAAGCCUAGAGAAGCUCCUGAGAGAUGCUAUCAUCUACGGCCAGCCUCGAACCCACAGAGCUUGGAGAAAGAUUCUCAUCCUAGUGGAGGGCAUCUACAGCAUGGAAGGUUCCAUUGUGUGUCUGCCUGAUAUCGUGGCCCUGAAGAAGAAAUACAAGGCUUACCUCUACAUAGAUGAAGCUCACAGUAUUGGGUCUGUGGGCCCAACCGGCCGGGGUGUGGUGGAGUUCUUUGGAAUAGACCCUAGAGAUAUUGAUGUAUUUAUGGGCACAUUCACCAAAAGCUUUGGAGCCGCGGGAGGUUACAUAGCUGGAAGGAAGGACCUUGUGGAUUAUUUACGGACUCACUCCCAUAGCGCUGCUUAUGCCACAUCCAUGAGCCCCCCGGUAGCAGAGCAAAUCAUCAGAGUAAUGAAACUCAUCAUGGGACUAGAUGGGACCACAAAAGGGCUGCAGAGAAUACAGCAACUGGCAAAAAAUACAAGAUACUUCAGACAGAGACUAAGCAAGAUGGGAUUCAUUGUCUAUGGCAAUGAAGAGUCUCCCGUGGUCCCGCUGCUCCUUUACAUGCCUGCAAAAGUAGCGGCUUUUGCAAGGCACCUAUUAAAGAGAAAAAUCGGCGUGGUGGUCGUUGGAUUUCCAGCUACGCCUCUUGCAGAAGCGCGGGCUCGGUUCUGUGUUUCAGCAGCACACACCCGGGAGAUGCUGGACACGGUUUUGGAAGCCCUGGAUGAGAUGGGUGACCUCCUGGAUGUGAAAUAUUCCCGGAACAGGAAGUCAGCACGCCCGGAACUCUAUGAUGAGAUGAGCUUUGAACUUGAGGAUUGAGUUUCCUGGACCUAAAUGGACCCUAAAGACUUGGCCAGAAAGACCUCCUUCCUUGCCUCAAAAGGAAUAUAAAUGGAUUUCUCCUCCUUUCUAAGGACAGUUUUGGUUUCCAAAACAAUUUCAUUGAACCAAGGGAGACACAAUCGUUGUGUUUUUAAUGUCUCUGCAGAGACAUUAACGUUCUCCUCCCCCAAGCAUCCUGCCACAAACACACACACACACCACACACACAUUUCUUAGAAUAUUUGUAAUGGCAAAGAGCCUGCAUUUUAGCUGCUACUGUGCAGCCUCUUCGGUCCAGACCCUUUUAGGAAUUCCAGCCAAAUGAGAGAGUUUUGAUUUUUUACUUCAGUAGAUCUCACCAUGUGUUUGCUAAUUUUAUCUGCAGAUGGGGGGCAAGGGCGGUGGGUGGUAGCUGGACUCCUUGUUACCCAUGAAAGAACCAGCUAGAACUCAUUCAUAUCAUGGGAAGUUCAGGCAGGAGGGUAAAGAAAUGUUGCUUCUACCAUUUGCCACAUUUGGACUUUUUCCAAGGACAAGUGUCAGAAGCCAUAUUGAGUGUUUGAAGGGAGAGCACAGACCUGGCCAGCAAGACCAAAGACGUCUUUACAGGAAACUUUCCUUCUCUUCUUCCUGGUUUCCAACAGUUUCAUAGCCGAGUUUUUGAGGUUUGGAAAAUGCAAGACUUUUGUUUCAUCGGGAAGAGGGAAGAAAGCAACCAGCCAACUGUAGGCCUGGACUAAAAUGAUGAAGGUGUAAGGGUGUGAGCGUCCUUGGUGUGCUGCGGACUGAACUUUUCGCAUCGGUUUUACUGCACUGAGCAACGAGCUGUCAUUUUCCUGCUGAACGUGGAGGACAUGGGGAAAUUCAAGGUCCUCUAGAGUGGACUCCCAAGACUACACUUGAAGAACGGGUGUUUCAAAAGUGACAUUUAAAAGUAAAUGCUACUCAGCUUUUCAGUUCUGACCCCUCCAUUCAGACCCAUUAAACAGUUAAUUAAACAUUAAACUGUCCUCUGGCACAAGCACUCCACUUGGCUGCUAAAUGGGCUUUACUUGAGUUGCCGCUGUCUCUCUCUGUCUGUCUCUAUACAUCUGCCUGUCUGUCUGUCUCUCCCUCUCUAAAUGUGAACACAAACUUCUCUGCAAAAGUAGCCCUUUGCUAAUUGAAUCUAGUCGGUAUGGAAAAAAGCCAGUAGAAAACCUUAUCUUUAACAAGCCCCCAGAUGGUGCCCAGAUUGGGAAACUCUUAAAAAGCAGUGGUGACCUUUUACCAAAGCUUCUGUAAUAGUUCAAAUGAGUUACAGAACAUUCCACUCCAUCAAAUGACACUCUAAACAAAUCACUUCAAGAGAGGUUUGACUUCACAUGACACAGAUGGACGCGGCUCUCACGCUGCGCUGGAACAGAAACCCCCCCACAGCCCCCGCGGUCUGGGGGCCCGGAGGCUCACCGCUCUUUAAAGGAUAAAGGUGAUCAGUGUGGAAAGCUUUUUAUGGGGGAAAGUAUUCCCUGGUGGCUAAGACGGUAAAGCGUCUGCCUGCAAUACAGGAGACCCGGGUUUGAUCCCUCGGUCAGGAAGAUCCCCUAAAGAAGGAAAUGGCAACCCACUCCAGUACUCUUGCCCGGAAAAUUCCGUGGACACAGGAGCCUUGUAGGCUAUAGUCCAUGGGGUCGCAAAGAGUCAGACACGACUGCGCCACUUCACUUCACUUCACUUCAUUACCCUAACAGGUACAUCAGCUUAAAAGUGGAUCCCAUGAUAAAGUUCCCCCUGAAUUUUUGUAAGGAGUCCUAUAAGCAGAAGAGGACAGGAAGUGGGUCCUGAAACUUCAGUUGCUCCAUCCAAUGGCUGAUUUUGGUAACUAAAUUCCAACAGAGACUAAAUUCCAACUCAGCGAACCGGUGCAGCAUUCCUUGUGCAAAGAAAAUAUAUAUUGUAUACAUGUGCCAAGAAAAGGAAGACAUGUAGGACUUUUCUCUUGAAAAUGAAUGUUUAAAUGAAGUUUAUAUUAGUUAAUUGUCCAAAAUGAAUCUUCAUCAAGAUGCCAGAGUGCUGAGCCAUUGAUUACAUUCUCCAACAUGAGAUCAAGAACCUAGCUCUGGCAGACCGUCUGUGUUGACUAUGAACUUGUGAGAACAACUGUAAUCCAAAUGGAAUGUUUCCUGAGUACGUUAGAGGGGUUCAGGUCCCAGAGGGUUAAUAAUAUAAGGAUAUAUGUCUUAUAGAGUGAAAUUGGUUAAGAGGGUACUUGUGAGAAUUUUUCAUUUUUAUAAGAAAAAAAUCUACUGCUAAAUAGAAGUAUGAUUUCAGUUCAAUAGGUAUUAUUGGGUCUCCAUAGCUAUACCAGAGCAAAAAAUGUCCCUUUGGUUGGCUUUGUUUGGAAAGAUAAUUUUCUAACAGAACUAUAAUGUCUUACACCCCCAACCCUCCCAACUGUGAAGAAUGCAUGUACGCAUGCACACACACAUACGAGCACACUUUCCCCUUUCUUUACAGAGCAAGAGUUUAAAGAUUCAGAGAUGAGAAUCUGGCUGACUAAUAAAUAGAUGGAAGAUGCUAUUUCUAAAAAUGACCUUCAAGGGAAGCAGAAGAUGAAGGAUCCAGACUGAUAUUUUUAAGGAGGGUAUAUUUGCAUAAUAGCAGAAUGGCAUAGACACCUUCCUAAUCUUACGGAAUGCAAUAUCCUGUUGUUGACUCUCUUGCCUUUCAGCAUGUUUUGGUUUGACAGAGACCAUGGGCUUCAGAAUGUACUAGUAAGCUUAUUAAAAUAAAGACCCCUGGGCCCCAAACCACACUCCCACUGAAUCAGAAUAGCUCCAGUGCCCAGGAAUCUUGCAUUUCAGCCUGUCUUCCCAGUUGAUUGUCAACCAGGUCAUAAUUUGAGAACCAGGCGUUCCCUGGUGGCUCAGCUGAUAAAGAAUCCACCUGCAAUGCGGGAGACCUGGAUUCAAUCCCUGGGUUGGGAAGAUCUCCUAGAGAAGAGAAAGGCUACCCACUCCAGUAUUCUGGCCUGGAGAAUUCCAUGGACUGUAUAGUUCAUGGGGUCACAAAGAGAUGGACACAACUGAGCGACUUUCACUUUCAUUGGGACUGGUAACUCUCAUAACUUACCAGGAACUUUGUUCUGAUUGUUGGUGAUUAAGAGUGUUUAUUUUGUUAGAAUAAAUUAAUUAUUCUAAACUUUUCACCCCAAUGGGACAUUUUGUUCCCAUUUCAAGGUACCUUCUCUUUCCCUAAAAGUGAACCCAAUAUUUAAGAAUAAUCUGCCAUUCAUUUGAACAAAAGUAUCUCUUCUCUAGUUCUCCUUUGUCUCCUUUGUGUCAUUUCUUACAAGAUGUUCCUUAUUCUUUUCAUGACCUUGUUCCACUGAUUGUGGUAUCUUGUUUCCUUUUUUUCCUCCCACCCCUGAAAAAAAUCUUCAACUUCUGAUUAUUGAUUUAUUCCAACAGUAGCUCUUGAGCCAGGUGAAAGUCAUAGUCUCCAAACAUGCAGUGCUCCUCGGUGUUUGUCUUCAGAGAUAACAAAUAUUAUAAAUGAGUUACUUUGACUUAAAAGUUUCAGUGAGGAAACCUUGGCUCUCUUAAAUAUAGGAUUUGAUUUUGGCAAUAAUAACAAUUGUAAUUUGAAUUUAUCAGAUACUUCCUUAGCAGUUUUUCCCAGUUUCACUAAGAACAACAUAUUUGAAGUCUUUUUUCUCAGAAUGCUGCAUGGAGCUGUGUAACGUUUAAGAAAUUAAAAGGAGUCUGUAUUUUAAAUGUUUCUGGGUAAUUAUUGUGGGACAUUGUCUUAUGGUGUUGUGAUGUGGUGUUUUGUAUGUGUAUGUAUGUGUGUGUUUCACUGAAACAUUUGAGGUGACCAACUUCAUUUCAUUCUGCCUGUGAUACAUUAAUUUCUUUAAUAAACCAAUCACCCAAAUUGGCAAUAUAAAAAAGA
This is a messenger RNA of Dama dama (fallow deer), 5897 nucleotides long. It is a transcript of the gene SPTLC3, whose product is annotated as serine palmitoyltransferase long chain base subunit 3. The record is from RefSeq and is a predicted model, not a curated record. The coding region runs from base 309 to 1961 and encodes 550 amino acids. NCBI's taxonomy places the organism in Eukaryota, Metazoa, Chordata, Mammalia, Artiodactyla, Cervidae. The transcript is spliced from 12 exons. Gene Ontology annotation, molecular function: pyridoxal phosphate binding; serine C-palmitoyltransferase activity. Gene Ontology annotation, biological process: ceramide biosynthetic process; sphingosine biosynthetic process. Gene Ontology annotation, cellular component: serine palmitoyltransferase complex.